This is a messenger RNA of Mercurialis annua (annual mercury), 2449 nucleotides long. Its product is annotated as NADP-dependent malic enzyme. NCBI's taxonomy places the organism in Eukaryota, Viridiplantae, Streptophyta, Magnoliopsida, Malpighiales, Euphorbiaceae. The transcript has 20 exons. Gene Ontology annotation, biological process: malate metabolic process; pyruvate metabolic process. Gene Ontology annotation, molecular function: NAD binding; malate dehydrogenase (decarboxylating) (NAD+) activity; malate dehydrogenase (decarboxylating) (NADP+) activity. The record is from RefSeq and is a predicted model, not a curated record. Gene Ontology annotation, cellular component: chloroplast. Bases 222 to 2147 code for a protein of 641 amino acids.
AAAAGAAAAAUUAAAAUAAAUCCACGUUUUAAAGCCCCUCCUUCCUCGCCAUUUCUUCGAUCCCUCCCUUUAUCUCUUCUCUCGCACUCCCUCCUCGUUAAUGCCCAACUUAAACCAGAGAGAGAGAGUCAUAGGGAGGGCCAAACAGACAAUACCACAGCUCUAACAAACAACCUUAAAUUAUUACAAAUUUCCUCCUUAAAAUUCACAUUUCAAUCACCAUGAUCUCCUUGAAAAGCAGCUUCUUGAGUGGCUCUUGUAGCCGUGUAUCAGGGAAGCAGAGAGGAGAAUUUACAGUGCAUAAAGCUUCUUCAUUGAGAGUUAAAGCUGUGUUAAAUCCUAGUCGGGAACGAAACGGCAGCGUUGUGUUGGAAAGUAGUACACUUCAGGAAAUUAGAGAUGGUGGUUCUGUGAUUGAAGUGGAGGCUAAAACCACCGUUGCUGGUGGGGUCCAUGACGUGUACGGUGAGGAUACUGCCACGGAGGAUCAGUUUGUCACGCCUUGGUCACUUUCUGUUGCAAGCGGGUAUUCUCUGUUGCGUGAUCCGCACCACAACAAGGGGCUUGCUUUCAAUGAUAAAGAGAGAGACGCCCACUACUUGCGCGGCCUUCUUCCCCCUUCAGUAGUUUCUCAGGAGCUCCAGGUGAAGAAAAUGAUGCACAUUAUUCGGCAGUAUCAACUUCCGCUGCAAAAGUACAUGGCUAUGAUGGAUCUUCAGGAGAGAAAUGAAAAACUCUUCUAUAGGCUUCUCAUUGAAAAUGUUGAGGAGAUGCUCCCAAUUGUGUACACUCCAACCGUUGGCGAGGCAUGCCAGAAAUAUGGAAGUAUCUUCGGUCGUCCUCAGGGUCUCUAUAUCAGUUUACAAGAAAAGGGUAGAAUUCUUGAGGUACUGAGGAACUGGCCUGAGAAGAAUAUUCAAGUCAUUGUUGUAACUGAUGGUGAGCGAAUUUUGGGGUUGGGAGACCUUGGCUGUCAGGGUAUGGGAAUACCUGUGGGCAAACUUUCUCUAUAUACAGCACUAGGGGGUGUUCGCCCUUCAUCUUGCUUGCCUGUAACUAUUGAUGUGGGAACCAACAACGAGAAGCUGCUAAAUGAUGAGUUCUACAUUGGGCUUAGGCGAAGAAGGGCUACUGGACAGGAAUACUCUGAACUGCUAGAUGAGUUCAUGGCUGCUGUCAAGCAGAAUUAUGGGGAGAAAGUGCUCGUUCAGUUUGAAGACUUUGCAAACCACAAUGCUUUUGAUCUGCUUGCAAAAUAUGGUACAACGCAUCUUGUUUUCAAUGAUGAUAUACAGGGCACAGCAUCAGUGGUUCUUGCGGGGCUUGUUGCAGCACUAAAAUUAGUUGGUGGAACUCUAGCCGAUCACAGAUUCUUAUUCCUUGGUGCCGGAGAAGCUGGCACUGGAAUUGCAGAACUCAUAGCUCUAGAGAUUUCAAAGCAGACAAACAUGCCGGUGGAAGAGACUCGCAAGAAGAUUUCAUUGGUGGACUCAAAGGGGUUGAUUGUUAGUUCACGCAUAGAUUCACUCCAACAUUUUAAGAAGCCGUGGGCACAUGAACAUGAACCUAUAAAGACACUUCUCGAUGCUGUCAAUGACAUUAAGCCAACAGUGUUGAUUGGAACAUCAGGAGUGGGAAGAACAUUUACUAAAGAAGUGGUUGAGGCUAUGGCCUCCUUCAACGAGAAACCUAUAAUUCUUGCUCUUUCUAACCCAACUUCACAAUCUGAAUGUACUGCUGAGGAAGCUUACACAUGGAGUCAGGGCCGUGCAAUUUUUGCUAGCGGGAGCCCAUUUGCGCCAGUUGAAUAUGAGGGGAAUGUUUACGUGCCUGGUCAAGCUAACAAUGCAUAUAUCUUCCCUGGAUUCGGUCUGGGUUUAAUCAUGUCUGGUACAAUUCGUGUUCAUGAUGAUAUGCUUCUGGCAGCAUCGGAAGCUUUGGCAGCAGAGGUGACCCAAGAAAACUUUGACAAGGGACUCAUAUACCCUCCAUUCACCAACAUCAGAAAGAUUUCAGCACAUAUUGCUGCCAAUGUGGCUGCAAAAGCUUAUGAACUCGGUUUGGCUAGUCGCCUCCCUCAACCCAAGGAUCUUGUGAAGUACGCUGAAAGCUGUAUGUACAGCCCUGCCUACAGAAGCUACCGGUAAAGUGAUACCCCCGUCCCCAAAAGGAAGGGGAAAAACCGAAAAAAGAAAAAAAGUAGAGGUUCAUUUUUAGUCACAUAAUCAGCCAUUUUCCAUUUUUUUGUUUAAUUUUUUCGUUAUCCUAUUUUAACUGUUAAUCCUUUAUUUUAUACGACGUUGCCAUGUAAGUCGUUCCGUGGGUAAUCAGUAGCACAUUUAUAGUAGGUGCUUGUAGUCUGAUGCAGUCAGAAUAUAGCAUGAAAAAGAAGGGGAAAAAAGAUGGACUUGAAAAUUCUCACAUGAAAAUGAAAUUCUUUUUAUUGUUC